AUGCCACCCGCAAGUCCCAGCCAUAGUAGCACGGCGGAUGACGAAUCUCUCUAUGGCCUGCCGGAAAUUCCACCGAUUUCGAGGAUUUGGGGGAAAUACGGGUUCGCAGUCGAGGUCAUUCAACAACCUAAACGUGCUCGCAUGUGUGGGUUUGGUGACAAGGAUCGACGUCCUAUCACACCGCCUCUUAUUGUCAAACUCCAUAUCUUUGAUCCAGAGACCCAUCAAGAGAUCGAUUAUGGGAAAGUCGUAGACCUGUCAAAGUUUAUCCUCGGCGUUGAUUUGUGGGAUGUGCAUGGUAAACACGAAGACAACUGUGUCAGAAACAACACAACAUCUCCCUCUAUAUCGUCGACCGUCACGACUCCCUAUCCUCCAGCAACCACCGGUGGUUUGCGCUCGACGCAGCAACUUCGCCCAUACGACGUUACCAAUCUUCCCAGUUGGCGUGGAGCCAGAGAUUCCGUCUCCUCAUCCACACAAUCGAGCGUGCCAACGUCGGCCUCUUCUACCUACAACAAUGAUUCCUAUGAACAACGCAAUCCUUCAUAUCCGUACAGCAACGAGGUGCAUUACAAUGGUCACCAUCAGAAUGGCUACGACAAUUCCUUGCACCGAACAUCCCCUCAUGAGCCAAUCCCUUCGCCAGCUCCGCCGCUGCGGUCCGCUCGAUCCUCGCAAGAUCUGGGACCCCUAAAUCCAGUCAGAGGUGAACCAUCCAAGAACCUCAUUGGUCAAUGCCAUACGAGUGUCCAAAGGCUGGACGACGAGAAAAAGGCGGUAGGACUUUACUUCAUCUUCCAGGACCUGAGUGUGCGGACCGAGGGCUGGUUUCGACUGAAGUGUACCUUGUUCUGCUUGGCAAAGCUCGUCAUGGACGAUGAUGACGAAAGCGACGCUGCUUCGAACGAGCUUUAUCGGGAAGCGCCCUGUCUGGCCUCGACAUUCACACUACCGUUCAAAGUCUUCAGCGCGAAAAAGUUCCCCGGCGUGGUCGAAACCACACAUCUAAGUCGAAUAUUUGCGGACCAGGGGAUCAAGAUACCCAUUCGCAGAGAUGGGCAGAAAGGAAAGAAAAGGAGUGAAGACGAUGGCGACGGCGCUAACGGGGAUGUCGAAUAUGAAGGAGAAGAUGGUUCGGAAGAGCUGGUCUAG
Fonsecaea erecta is the source of this 1155-nucleotide messenger RNA. RefSeq lists its product as hypothetical. The transcript has 3 exons. The record is from RefSeq and is a predicted model, not a curated record. The coding region runs from base 1 to 1155 and encodes 384 amino acids. Lineage: Eukaryota; Fungi; Ascomycota; Eurotiomycetes; Chaetothyriales; Herpotrichiellaceae.